GCAAGUUUUUAUUAUAAAAAUUUAAAUCAUGGUUGAAAUUAAAAUUGAUGUUGAGUACUGCGGUUCCUGUGGUCACAAAAAGCAAUUCCUUGAAAUGGCUGAUUUAAUAAAAAAAAAUUUUCCAGAUGUCAAAAUAUCCGGCGAACCUGGCAAACAAGGUUCAUUUGAAAUAAAAAUAAACGACGAGUUAAUUUAUUCAAAAUCACAAACAAUGGCGUUUCCUGAGUACAACGAAGUUAUUGACGUUGUCAAAGAAGUUGCCGAAGGACAGCCUCCUAGAAAAAUAACCAAACAGCAGCCAAUUGACUGUAUUAUAAUGUGAAACGUUAAGUAUUUGUAAAAAGGUAUACAUUUUUUUUUUUUUUAUUUUAUUUUAUUUUAUUUAUGUAAGAAAGUAUUUUUCUACAAUAAAUAUACUCUACAUGAAAUUCACUUUAA
This is a messenger RNA of Cotesia glomerata, 438 nucleotides long. RefSeq names its product migration and invasion enhancer 1. Lineage: Eukaryota; Metazoa; Arthropoda; Insecta; Hymenoptera; Braconidae. Gene Ontology annotation, biological process: negative regulation of apoptotic process; positive regulation of filopodium assembly. The record is from RefSeq and is a predicted model, not a curated record. Bases 29 to 322 code for a protein of 97 amino acids. The transcript is spliced from 3 exons.